Molecule: messenger RNA, 837 nt
Organism: Entrophospora candida
Lineage: Eukaryota; Fungi; Glomeromycota; Glomeromycetes; Entrophosporales; Entrophosporaceae
Source: the annotation of a GenBank genome assembly
AUGCUUUAUUUGAACAAAUUGUGUUUAUUUUACUUGUUGUAUUUUAAUGAAUUUCUAAGUUUAGUUUUAGCAUUCACACCUACAAAUACAGUUUGGGGGCAUAAUACUGCUCUUGCUGAUUCUAAAAUAUACUUUACAGGUGGAGUGAUUCCAAAUCAAACAAUUUGGAAGACUGUCAACAAUUUCUUUAAUACACCAAAUGAACUUGCCACACAAUCUAAAGAAUUCUAUUAUUUAGAUGUAUCAAAAAAUUUUAAAUUAAACGAGGGUGUAAUGCCUUGGACGGAUCUUAGUAUUGUAUCAGAAAUUCUUCCACCACAUUCCUGGAGUGCAUUUUCAUUUUGUGGACCUGAUACUUUAGUAAUGUUUGGUGGAGAUUUUGGUAAAGCAAAUCCCAUAAAUUUAGUUUUUAUUUAUAAUAUAAAAACACAGAAAUGGAGCAAUCCAACAACUUUCAAUCAACCUAAUGAUGUACAUACUCGUGCUGCUUGCGACACGAAGGCUGGAUUACCUUUGUAUAAUAUAAAUGAUGAUACAUGGUCUUCAAUGUGGGUUAAUGAAUUUAAUAUUAAUCCUGUUAUUACAGCACCAACUAAUCCCCAAGAUACUUCAAUUGAGACUACAAAUACUGAUACUGGGACAGAUUAUAAUAAUACAACAAAUGUUGGCUUAAUAAUAGCAACUGUAAUUUCAACAACUUUACUUAUUUUAGGAAUAAGUUUAUUAAUUUUUUAUUAUAAAAAAAAACAAAAACAAAAUCGUAAUACUUUAUUUAUACCUGCAAAAAUCGACUUUAAUACUCCUAAACUUACAAUUUAUGGCAUGACUGUUCCGAUG